AUGCGCCCCCGCGCCGCCCCCCGCGCCGCCCCCCGCGCCCCCGCCGCCGCCGCCGCCGCCGCCACCGCGCUCGGGCUCUGCAGCCUCCUGCUGCUGCUCCGGCCCGGACACGCGUGCCCCGCGGGCUGCGCCUGCACCGACCCGCACACCGUGGACUGCCGCGACCGCGGGCUGCCCAGCGUGCCCGACCCCUUCCCCCUGGACGUGCGCAAGCUGCUGGUGGCGGGCAACCGCAUCCAGCGCAUCCCCGAGGACUUCUUCAUCUUCUACGGCGACCUGGUCUACCUGGACUUCAGGAACAACUCGCUGCGCUCGCUGGAGGAGGGCACGUUCAGCGGCUCGGCCAAGCUCGCCUUCCUCGACCUCAGCUACAACAACCUGACCCAGCUGGGAGCCGGCGCCUUCCGCUCGGCUGGGAGGCUGGUCAAGCUGAGCCUGGCCAACAACCACCUGGCGGGCGUGCACGAGGCCGCCUUCGAGACCCUGGAGUCGCUGCAGGUGCUGGAGCUCAACGACAACAACCUGCGCGGCCUCAGCGUGGCCGCCCUGUCCGCGCUGCCCGCGCUGCGCACCCUGCGCCUGGACGGGAACCCCUGGCUCUGCGACUGCGACUUCGCCCACCUCUUCUCCUGGAUGCAGGAGAACGAGUCCAAGCUGCCCAAAGGCCUGGAUGAAAUCCAGUGCUCCCUGCCCAUGGAGAACAGGAGGGUGUUCCUGCACGAGCUGUCGGAGGCCAGCUUCAGCGAGUGCAAGUUCAGCCUGUCGCUCACGGACCUGUUUAUCAUCAUCUUCUCCGGCGUGGCCGUGUCCAUCGCCGCCAUCAUCUCCAGCUUCUUUCUGGCCACCGUGGUGCAGUGCUUCCAGAGGUGUGCUCCCAACAAAGACACCGAGGACGAAGACGAGGAUGAGGACGACUGAUUCCUCGCUUUCCAGGACCCCCGCCGGUGGCUCCCCUCCGAGAAGAGAGGGCAAUGCUGAAAACAGAAUCGACCACUGUCAGCGACUGACCAGAGUGGUGUCUGCCCCAUGCCUUGUUCCCUGGGUGUGCCCGGUAAGACCGCCGAUCUCCGAGUUUAGAAUCUGCAGAGCAGAGGAGCCCAGGAAGGAUACGUGGAGGAGAGCCUGCCUCUCGGCUGGAGGUGUGUGUGUGGGGAGAAGAUAGCCAAGUCGGGCUUCAGAGCGGACAGCUGGGAACAGCGGAGGGGGGUGUGAAGACUGGCAGCAGUGGCCCGUGAAGGUGACCUUGUGCCGUCCACUUCUCUGACCUGGACUGGGAGACCAGGAAGCCUCUCUUUCCUCCCGAGAGACAGCAGCCGAGACAGUGGGGAUUGGAGAUCGGGUCCGUCUCCAUGGGAGCGGGGCUUCUGCUCCUUCUGGAACAGGCUUCGGCCACCUUGGCAUGUUAUGCAGAGAACAACCCCAUGUCUGGCUAAAAUGGCACCAGGGAAAAAGCCGAGACCUGGCCAAAGGGUGUUUGUUAUAUUUUCGAGUGAGUCGAAAAACUGUCGAUAGAACUCAAACCUUGAUCCUUAUCCUAAGAGGUACCAGCUCACAAAGGAAGGACAGUUGUUUUGUACAAUUGUAAUGACCUUUGCUCAGAGUCACUCUUCCCUCUGAAGUACCAAGUUUUUCCCUGUCCCAUCCCGCCCCCUACCUGCAGUGUGAGUCCCAGCUCAGCCAGACAGUGCCUGCUCAUUCUCUGUGAUGGCUCCGUUCCAGACUUGUCCUCUCCAGAACUUGUGAUAAACUUCCCUGGAGGCCAGGAUUCCAAAAAGGCAGGUUACAUCGGACCAACAAAAUUAAAAAAAAAAAAACAAAAAAACAAAAAAACCCAAAAAACAAAAACCAAGAAAACUGGGUCUUGGUGUCUGAAAAACCUCCAUCAGUGGCCUUAGGGUGUGUGUGUGUGACCUUUCUUUGGAGCAUAGGCUGUGAUGGGCAGUGUUGUCCGGGAUGUGGAAUGCAGCACUUUGACUCAGAGACAAUAUGAAACAAGGGCAUGCGCCCAGCAGUCUGAGGCAGGGUGACAGCUGUUAGCAGCACUGGGCCUUGCUGGGGACGGACCCUUAGACGAGGGGCUGGUGCGAAACUCCUGGGGUGUUUCUGGGAAUCAUCUCUGCAUUGUUUCCUAUAAUAUAUCCCUUAGAUUUCUUCCUCCGUU
Molecule: messenger RNA, 2161 nt
Organism: Camelus dromedarius (Arabian camel)
Lineage: Eukaryota; Metazoa; Chordata; Mammalia; Artiodactyla; Camelidae
Gene: LRRC38
Product: leucine rich repeat containing 38
Exons: 2
Coding region: 1-918 (305 amino acids)
Cellular component (GO): voltage-gated potassium channel complex
Molecular function (GO): transmembrane transporter binding; potassium channel activator activity; voltage-gated potassium channel activity
Source: RefSeq, a predicted model, not a curated record